Solanum verrucosum is the source of this 732-nucleotide messenger RNA. RefSeq lists its product as uncharacterized. The record is from RefSeq and is a predicted model, not a curated record. The transcript has a single exon. Bases 15 to 485 code for a protein of 156 amino acids. Lineage: Eukaryota; Viridiplantae; Streptophyta; Magnoliopsida; Solanales; Solanaceae.
UUUCCUUGUUGAUCAUGGCUGACUCAAAUUAUGUUGAUAGGGAGAAGCAAAAGCAAGCAGACAAUGAUAUCAAGGACAUGAUCUCUUCUCUGACUAAACGUCUAACCGGCCUCCAACGCGUGCACAAGGCAACAUCAGGAGGAGACUCAGGCCAGAAUCUUCAAGGUGAUGAUGAAGAUGAUCAUGGCACCAGAAUCAUCACUCUAGCUGGAACCAAUGUGGGAGCCAGCAUGCGCGGUGAGAUGGAUGAGAAAGCUGGGAUCGAAGGCGUUUCACCAGGGGAAAAUGAGGCCUUAAAAACAUAUGUGAACAGCAAUUUCCAGUCCAUCAACAAUUCCAUCAUGAUGGGUGGUAGCUAUUGUACUAAUGACCCUGGUGUUCAUUUGGACAUCACUGAUCAUGUGGAUGAACAAGUCCCAAAACCACAAGGAUAUAAAAACAAGAAAGGCAAGAAAAGUGACCAUCACUAUGAACAUUCAGAAUAGACUUAUAUUCAUAAUCAAGAAGCUGCUAAAAAAUUUCAAACCAAUACUCUAUAUAUGAAUAAACACCAUAGCUUAGUUGAGUUCUGUGUGUUUCCUUCUAUUUUCAAUGUCUCUUUGUCUCUUGGCAGUGGCGAUUACGGCCAUUCGACUAGAGACUUAGUAUUGAUGCUUGUCAUGAUAUAUCAGAAAAGCAAAUGUUACAUUUGUAUUAUCUUAAAUAAUCACAACAUCUUCUGCUGUUUUCUCA